Nilaparvata lugens (brown planthopper) is the source of this 2724-nucleotide messenger RNA. RefSeq names its product protein FAR-RED ELONGATED HYPOCOTYL 3-like. The record is from RefSeq and is a predicted model, not a curated record. Lineage: Eukaryota; Metazoa; Arthropoda; Insecta; Hemiptera; Delphacidae. Gene Ontology annotation, molecular function: zinc ion binding.
GGUUUUUGGUCACAUGGUUAUGGUUAUGAUUUCUAAAUAUCUAUCAUGAAGUUUACAUCCUUUAAAGAUUUAAAAAAGUUUAUUACUGAAAAAGAAAAGAACGAUUUUAUUCAAUGUUUUAUAAACGAUUCAAGAACAAUAGAAAAUGCAAGAAGAAGAGGAGUAAUACGUUUCAUAAAAGAAGAGCUCGUGUACUACGAACUAAAUUACAAAUGUAUUCAUAGUGGUGUUACAAGAAGCAAGUCCAAGGGACUUCGACCAAAACAAAGCACCUACAAACAGAAUUGUCCAUUCGUCAUGAAAUUCAGGGUUUCUUCUGAUGGCAACACUUUGGAUUUGGUCUCCUGCGUUGACGAGCACAAUCAUGAUCGAAAUCAGGAGACUCAUUCACUUCUACCUCGACAGCGUCAGCUAGACAUUGAAACCAGAGAAAUGGUGCAGCAUAUGCUGAAAUUGAGGGUCAACAAGAAAUUGCUUCAAGCUGAACUUCUCUCCUCCAAGAAGGUAUUGUUAAAGGACUUGCACAACCUCAAUGCAAAAAAGGAUUCAGAAGACAGUUUACAGGACACAUUGAAGUAUCUUCAGAACAAAGAUGGUAAUAUUGUUGAAAUUGUGAGCAAUGAAGAAAAUCAAUUUCUUGGGUUAUUCUAUCAGGACAUUGAGAUGCAAAGAACUUACUCAACUUAUCCUGAAAUUUUGUUUGUUGAUGCAAUUUACAAAGUUUCCAACUUACGAAUCCCCUUGUACAUUCUUAUUGUAGAGGACGGCAAUGGCAAUUCAGAAAUUGUGGCUCUAAUGUUGCUUGCUUCAGAAGAUGCCCUCACCAUAGAUAAAAUGGUUGAGGUAUUCAAGAAGCAUAAUCCGGCUUGGGAAAAUACAGUCACAAUUAUGACUGACAAAGACUUCCAAGAGAGGAAGUCUUUUAAAAAUGGGUUUCAAAGGGCAGAAAUGUUGAUCUGUUUAUUUCACACAUUAAGAUCAUUUAAAAGAGAAAUCAACUGUGAAAAGAUGGGAAUUUCUAGUGGAGAAAGAGUUCUGUACCAAGAGUAUGCCCAGAAAUUGACCUAUUCUAAAAAUGAGGAUGAAUAUAACUCCAUCUAUGAUGAAAUUAAAAGAUUAAAACUAAUAAAGUUCAUCGAUUACUUCGAAAAAAAUUGGCAUCCAAUAAAAGAAGAAUGGGUCCCAGCUCUUCAGACUGCGGUUAGUUUUGGAAACAGAACAAAUAACCGCUUAGAAUCGAUCAAUUCCAAAGUCAUGCAGGUUGUCCAGCGACAUUCACGGCUUCCAGAUCUUUUCAAAAAUCUUGAAUGUUUGUUGUUGAGUUUGAGAGCAGAGAGAGAUGGAAAAGCUGCUAAAGUUCUCUUGAAAGUUCCUCUAAAUGUUGAUAUUGUGCAUGAAGAUGAGAGUUGUUACUUGCAUGUUCUCACCCCAUAUGCUUUUGGUUUGAUUCAUGAUAGAUUUGCUCUCAAAGAUAAAGUUCAAAUAGUUAGUGAAAUUUCAAUUAGUGAAUUCCAGAUUGCAUCAUCACAAGGACUCCUAACGACUUCAGAGAGUAGAUGUAGCUGCCGAUUCUUCUACUCCUACAAUCUACCUUGCCACCAUGUCUUGCAUGUAAGAGAAAAACUUUCUCUGCCUCUCUUUGACAGUAUUCUUGUCCCACAAAGAUGGACUAAGGAAUUCUAUUUGAACAAUAGUCGUUUGAUGUUAACAGACACCACAAGAAGUCUUGCAGAGGCAGUCAUUACUCAGUCAUCUGUGUCUACGAAGAAAGUUUUGUCACAAAAUGAUAAAUACCGCAUGGCCAUCACAAAAAUUCAGAAAAUAGCUACACUUGCUUCGGAAGUAUCUAGUAGACAGUUUCCUCAAAGGAUGCAAGUUUUAAAUGAUAUAAUUAGACUGUGGGAACUUGAUAAAGAAGUUUCUGUUGUGGAGGUUGAAACCUUUUGUGGCAGUGAGGUUCAUCUUGAUGAAGUGUCUGUGGAAAACAACUUUGUUAAAGAAAGUUCAGUUGUAGUUGACAUUGGCAGUUUUAAUGUACACCACAACACAUUUAUAGAAAUUCCUAGUGUGGGUGACCUCAAUGAGGGACUAGGCAUGCCACAAACAAAACUGUCAACAGGUGAAACCCCUGUUCUACCUCUCAUGCCCAAAAAAAUGAAACAGAAGGGCAGGCCAAAGGGUGCUAAUAGUACUGUUAUAGGGCUUCCGAGAAAAAAGGGAAAUAACAGAAUGAUUCCGUUUGAAAGAAAGAAGAGUAGGGAUCGGCAGUUGUUGAUGCUCCAGUGGUUUAUCACACGAGAUAGAGCCUUCCUCGCACUUGACGGACAAGUUGUCGAGAAACAUGAAGUUGAAGUGAAUGAGAAUAAGGUGAGCUCUGGAUGCUUGGACAGUAGAUGUGAAAUAAAAUCUAUAAGAAAGUACUUCACAUCGGACGCGUGGAAAAGUAUUGAAAGUUUGGUAAAAUUCAAAAGAAACAAUCAUCCAUUUUUUGUUCAGAAUGCAAGUUGGAUUCUUGUGAAGAUAGUGUAUCAUGCAGUGGUUGUUUGGAGAACUUUCAUCUUAGGUGUAGUGGAGUGAAAGUUCUCUCCAAAUCUAAGAAAUGGUACUGUAGGCGUUGCUAUAGUCAGCAUGCAAGCACUGAAGUUUAAGACGAGAGCCCACGGAGCAACUGUUUUGCAACAACAGUUGCUAAACGAUUGCGCUUGCAACAACCAGUUUCCAAUC